Messenger RNA from Eutrema salsugineum, 1335 nucleotides. RefSeq names its product basic 7S globulin 2. Bases 44 to 1219 code for a protein of 391 amino acids. Gene Ontology annotation, biological process: proteolysis. The record is from RefSeq and is a predicted model, not a curated record. NCBI's taxonomy places the organism in Eukaryota, Viridiplantae, Streptophyta, Magnoliopsida, Brassicales, Brassicaceae. The transcript has 2 exons. Gene Ontology annotation, molecular function: aspartic-type endopeptidase activity.
UUGAUCUCUUUUUGGGAAAGAGGGAAAGAAAAAGGAAAGAAAGAUGCAAGGCCUGACGCGUCACUUGGUCUUCCUCUCCAUUUUCGCAGCCGUAACUCUGAAACUAAAAGCCCAAUACCUUCUUCCCAUCAACAAACACCAACCCACCAAACAAUUCUACACCACUUUAAACAUCGGAUCCUCCCCAAAAUCACCGAUCAACCUCGUCCUCGACCUAGAAACAAACCUCUCGUGGCUAAACUGCCGCAAAAUCAAAUCUUUAUCCACUUACCGCCGCGUCGGCUGCAACACCUCCCUCUGCAACUCACUCCCCAAUGGUCACUGCCAAGAAAACACAUGUUACAACAGCCAACCUAACCCUCUCAACAGAAUCCCACUCAUCGCUCGCUUAGGCCAAGACAGAGCCUCCUUCACAACCACCGACGGCAACAAAACCUCCGUCCGUAACUUCACAUUCCUCUGCGCCGGCCAGAAAGACCUCCGAGGCUUUUCUCCUCCGGCCGCCGGAGUUCUUGGUCUCUCUCCCGGAGCAUUGUCGUUCCCGAAGCAAGUGACCUCAGCGUUUAAUGUCAUCCCAAAGUUUGCUCUAUGCUUGCCUUCUUCUUCCACUGGCCCCGGCCACUUGUACGUCGGGACCGGUCCUUACUUCAACGAUCGUCUUUCGAAUAUUCCGAUGACCUUCACGCCGUUUACGAUCACAGAAUCUGGAAAGUAUCUCAUCAGCGUCAAAGCUAUCUACGUUGAUGGAUUCGGCUUGUCGUUGGAUCGCGAGUUGCUUGUUCCAGGUGCCAAACUCAGCACGGUUGUUCCUUACACAACACUCCAAUCUGAUGUCUACACUGCUCUUGCUAAAUCAUUUACACUCAAAGCAGAGGCUAUGGGACUAUAUAAGGUAUCAACGGUCGCACCGUUCAAAGACUGUUUCGAUGUAGGAGCCACCGAGAGGGAAAGGAAGGGGCCGAACGUGCCGGUGAUAGAGAUUGGACUGCCGGGGAGGAUACGGGAGGUGAGAUGGAGUUUUCACGGGGCUAAUACGGUGGUUAGGGUUUUGGAGACCGUCGUAUGUUUGGCUUUCAUUGACGGAGGAAAGAGACCAAAUGACCUGAUGGUGAUAGGGACACAUCAGCUCCAAGAUUACUUGGUGGAGUUGGAUUUUAGUAGGACGGUUUUAGCCUUUAGUGACUCACUCUUGCUCCACAAUACUAGCUGCUCUUCUUAGCCUUCCCAGAAGUAGAAGUGGAAAUUGAAUCACAACCACAAGCUUCUGAAUUUUCUUUCCUUAUGUACCGCUUGUUUUUUUGCCGUGUUCUCUUAAUAACAAAUAUUUGAAAUGAA